Molecule: messenger RNA, 288 nt
Organism: Hemisphaericaspora subhashii
Lineage: Eukaryota; Fungi; Ascomycota; Pichiomycetes; Serinales; Debaryomycetaceae
Exons: 2
Coding region: 1-288 (95 amino acids)
Source: RefSeq, a predicted model, not a curated record
AUGAUUGUCGAAGAAGCUGUUGCCACUAACACCUAUGCUGAUCUCACUAUCACUUCUGCUGCUUUAGCCCUCAUUAAGAAGCCUGCUCCGUUCCUCAACAACAUGCUCACCUCAUUUGGUAGACUUCAUCCACCAAGAAAAUCUAUUAACAGUUUAGCACUGAUUGAUCACGACAAUCAAUUCACUUGUACGGGGUUAUAUCAAUUAUCAAUUAUAUUGAUAAGAACUGGAUCAAAUCUAUCAACACGGAACUUGACAAAUUCUGGAACAUGGACAUAUUUGAGUUAG